This is a messenger RNA of Strongyloides ratti, 393 nucleotides long. RefSeq names its product Ribonuclease H-like domain-containing protein. Gene Ontology annotation, molecular function: nucleic acid binding. Lineage: Eukaryota; Metazoa; Nematoda; Chromadorea; Rhabditida; Strongyloididae. The record is from RefSeq and is a predicted model, not a curated record. The transcript is spliced from 4 exons. The coding region runs from base 1 to 393 and encodes 130 amino acids.
AUGGAUAAAGUUGUUUACGAGGUUUCACCGAGAUUCUCAAGGAUAACCGCUACGAAACUGGAAAGAAAAAGAAAGGGACUAGUCGCAGCUGUGAAAAGGACAAAGAGAGUCUCAUGUGCAGAAAGCAGAGGCUUCUCCGGCUUAACGGCUGUGAGAAGCGGAGGGCAGAGAUUAUCAACAAGAAAAUCAGACAUGCUACUAGCAUUGAAACAUUGGGGAGUUACAAUACGUUUUUCUACAUCAUACAACCAUGAUUCUAAUGAAGAAGUAGAACGAUUCAAUAGAGUGAUUAAUGAAGUAAUUGCUGUUUAUAAAGCUGAAAAUAUAUGGGAUAUUAUAAUAGUAGCUGAACAAGGAGUUUCGGCCGAACCAAAACAGGUGGCCAUAAGUUAG